AUGGCAUUUUAUGCACACACAAAUUAUACUAAAAUAUUUUGACUAAACCGUCUUCUUUCUUUCUUCAAAGUUUCAAACCCAAGAACCAAGAUUCUGUUUUCUUUAUGGCUGCUCUUUGUUUAGGAUAAUUUUUUUCUUCUUAAAUCUCUUUGGGGGUGGGAUAACAAACUUAACUUUUUGGAAAAUCCGACUUGGAACCUUCUUGUUCCACCUCAGAUUCACUACACAGCCUUCACAACCUUCGUCCAUUUCGAUUUGGGACUGGCAAUGUGAGCAAUCACUUGGAAGGAAAUUCUCUUGAAAGACCUAUCUUCUCGUGGGAUCAAUGCCUCACAAUGUAGACUUAGCUAAAGAUAUGGCAAAUGGUAGAAAAGGAUUCAUAUAGCCUUUCGCUGAGCAAGCCAUUUUUGGAUUAUUCCCGUGGAUACCUGCAUAUACAAUUGAUUGACCCAAUGGGAGCUGGGGAAGAGAGCACUCCUACAAAGACUUCAAAGCCUCCUUUAACUCAGGAGACACCAACCGCACCUUCAUAUCCUGAUUGGUCAAGCUCUAUGCAGGCUUAUUAUAGUGCUGGAGCUACUCCUCCUUUUUUUGCCUCACCUGUUGCUUCUCCUGCUCCCCACCCAUACAUGUGGGGAGGUCAGGUACAUCCUCUUAUGCCUCCUUAUGGGACUCCAGUUCCAUAUCCAGCUUUAUAUCCUCCUGCCGGAGUUUAUGCUCAUCCUAACAUUGCCACGCCGGCUCCAAAUUCUGUGCCGGCAAAUCCUGAAGCAGAUGGGAAGGGGCCUGAAGGAAAGGAUCGGAAUUCAAGUAAAAAGUUAAAGGUCUGUUCUGGUGGUAAGGCAGGCGACAAUGGGAAAGUUACUUCAGGUUCCGGAAAUGAUGGUGCCACACAAAGUGAUGAAAGCAGAAGUGAAGGUACAUCAGAUACAAAUGAUGAAAAUGAUAACAAUGAAUUUGCUGCAAACAAGAAGGGAAGCUUUGAUCAAAUGCUUGCAGAUGGAGCCAGUGCACAGAAUAAUCCUGCGAAAGAGAAUCACCCGACUUCUAUACAUGGAAAUCCUGUCACCAUGCCUGCAACUAACCUAAAUAUUGGAAUGGACGUGUGGAAUGCAUCAGCUGCCGGUCCUGGAGCGAUCAAAAUACAGCAAAAUGCAACUGGUCCAGUUAUAGGACAUGAAGGAAGGAUGAAUGAUCAGUGGAUUCAGGAGGAACGUGAACUUAAAAGGCAAAAGAGAAAGCAAUCUAAUAGGGAGUCAGCUAGGAGGUCGAGGCUCCGCAAGCAGGCAGAGUGUGAAGAGCUACAACGUAGAGUAGAAGCUUUGAGCCAUGAGAAUCAUUCACUCAAAGAUGAGCUCCAACGGCUCUCUGAGGAAUGUGAGAAGCUUACCUCGGAGAAUAAUUUAAUUAAGGAAGAGUUAACGCUACUUUGUGGACCAGACGUUGUGUCUAAGCUGGAGAGAAACGAUAAUGUCACACGUAUUCAAUCUAAUGUUGAAGAAGCUAGUUAAGGAGAAGUGGAAAAGCCAGGACUGAGUAGGUGAUUUUUGUUACAAAGUGCUCACAGAUCAUUGCCUUUUUGGUGCAGUGUUUGUUGUCCUACUAACCUAUACCCUCCUUUAACUCCCUUUCUGAGUAUGACUGUAACAUAUAUUUCUUAUGAUUCUAACCCCAGUGUUAAAAGAGUCUUGAGUCUGUUUAACUUAGUCUUUAAAUUAACUUCAGUAGCUCAGAAAGUCUUCAAGUGAAUGUUAACGAGGCACCCAACCACAUGGGUUGUGGUACCCUGGUGGAAUUGCUUUAGCUUUAACUAGAUGUCUCAAGUUUGAGCCUUAGAUAUGUUCUAUAAUUUCAAACGACAUGAAUUUCUUUGAAAA
Solanum lycopersicum (tomato) is the source of this 1877-nucleotide messenger RNA. The record is from RefSeq and is a predicted model, not a curated record. NCBI's taxonomy places the organism in Eukaryota, Viridiplantae, Streptophyta, Magnoliopsida, Solanales, Solanaceae.